UAUAUACAUAACAUAAAUAUCGGAGACUCACAAUCAUUAGUACUUAAAUUAAAUCAAAUACAUUCGAUUGUUGACUGAUUUCACAAAUGUAAAAACCAACUCAAGCGGGAAGUUGUCCAGAUUCCAGUGACAGUGAACGUACCAUCGCACUCCCGAUUCUCCAUCUUCCUCCAACCGGGCAAGGGACCAACCUGCGUCUUGCACCCACCGUAACAAUUCCUGGCUUACAUACACUCAACAAGAUUUAAAGGACCACAAUCAUGACGGACUCCAAAUAUUUCACAACAAACAAAAAAGGGGAGAUCUUUGAACUGAAAGCAGAGCUGAACAAUGAGAAGAAGGAGAAAAGAAAAGAGGCAGUAAAGAAGGUCAUCGCUGCCAUGACUGUUGGGAAGGAUGUCAGUUCUUUGUUCCCAGAUGUGGUGAACUGCAUGCAGACUGACAACCUGGAGCUGAAGAAGCUGGUGUACCUCUACUUGAUGAACUACGCCAAGAGCCAGCCGGACAUGGCCAUCAUGGCCGUCAACAGCUUCGUCAAGGACUGUGAGGACCCCAACCCUCUGAUUCGCGCUCUGGCCGUCCGCACCAUGGGUUGCAUCCGUGUGGACAAGAUCACAGAGUACCUGUGUGAGCCGCUUAGGAAGUGCCUGAAGGACGAGGACCCGUACGUGAGGAAGACGGCGGCCGUCUGCGUGGCCAAGCUCCAUGACAUCAAUGCCCAGAUGGUGGAGGACCAGGGUUUCCUGGACUCCCUGAGGGACCUCAUCGCCGACUCCAAUCCCAUGGUUGUGGCCAAUGCAGUGGCCGCGCUGUCUGAGAUCAGCGAGUCUCACCCCAACAGCAACCUGCUGGACCUGAACCCGCAGAACAUCAACAAGCUGCUGACCGCGCUCAAUGAGUGCACGGAAUGGGGACAGAUCUUCAUCCUCGACUGCUUGUCAAACUACAACCCCAAGGACGAGCGCGAGGCCCAAAGCAUCUGUGAGCGUGUCACCCCCCGGCUGUCUCAUGCUAACUCCGCCGUGGUGCUGUCAGCUGUGAAGGUGCUGAUGAAGUUCUUGGAGCUGCUGCCCAAAGACUCAGACUACUACAACACCCUGCUGAAGAAGCUAUCCCCCCCGCUGGUCACCCUGCUGUCUGGAGAGCCUGAGGUCCAGUACGUUGCUCUGAGGAAUAUCAACCUCAUCGUCCAGAAAAGGCCUGAGAUCCUGAAGCAGGAGAUCAAGGUUUUCUUUGUGAAGUACAACGACCCCAUCUAUGUGAAGCUGGAGAAACUGGACAUCAUGAUCCGCCUGGCGUCCCAGGCCAAUAUUGCCCAGGUGCUGGCCGAACUGAAGGAGUAUGCCACAGAGGUGGAUGUCGACUUUGUGCGCAAGGCGGUGCGAGCCAUCGGACGCUGUGCCAUCAAAGUGGAGCAAUCAGCUGAGCGCUGUGUCAGCACUCUGCUGGACCUGAUCCAGACCAAAGUCAACUACGUGGUUCAGGAGGCCAUCGUGGUCAUCAGGGACAUCUUCCGCAAGUACCCCAACAAGUAUGAGAGCAUCAUCGCCACCCUGUGUGAGAACUUGGACUCCCUGGAUGAGCCAGACGCUCGCGCUGCGAUGAUCUGGAUCGUUGGCGAGUACGCCGAGAGGAUCGACAACGCUGACGAGCUGCUGGAGAGCUUCCUGGAGGGCUUCCACGAUGAGAGCACCCAGGUCCAGCUCACUCUGCUGACCGCCAUCGUGAAGCUGUUCCUGAAGAAGCCGUCAGAGACUCAGGAGCUGGUGCAGCAGGUCCUAAGCCUGGCCACCCAGGACUCUGACAACCCCGACCUGCGUGACAGAGGCUACAUCUACUGGCGCCUGCUGUCCACCGACCCUGUGACCGCUAAGGAGGUGGUGCUGUCAGAGAAACCGCUGAUCUCCGAGGAGACGGACCUGAUCGAGCCCACGCUGCUGGAUGAGCUCAUCUGCCACAUCGGCUCCCUGGCCUCCGUCUACCACAAACCCCCCAGCGCCUUCGUGGAGGGCAGCCACGGAGUCCACAGGAAACACCUCCCUGUGCAGCACAGCAGCGGUACUGCUGUUUUCUCCUCUGGCAGCAUCGAGACAGGUGAGAGCCCAGUCAGCGGGGGCCCCGCCGCGGCCAUGGAUCAGCCUCAUGUGAUCCCCAGUCAGGGGGACCUGCUGGGGGACCUGCUCAACCUGGACCUGGGCCCUCCAGUCAAUGUGCCUCAGGUCUCCUCCAUGCAGAUGGGCGCGGUGGAUCUUCUGGGAGGAGGCCUCGACAGUUUGCUGGGGGGAGACCUGGGCGGAGGUGUUGGGGGAAGUCCAGCAGUCGGACAGAACUUCAUCCCCUCAUCUGUCCCCAGUACUUUUGCUCCGUCACCUACACCCGCUCCCCAAGCCGUCAGCAGCGGCCUCAACGACUUGUUUGAGCUUUCCACAGGCAUGGCCAACACCUCCGGAGGAUUCAUCUCCCCAAAAGUGUGGCUGCCUGCCGUGAAAGCAAAGGGCCUGGAGAUCUCGGGAACCUUCUCUCGCCGCCAGGGUCACAUGUACAUGGACAUGACCUUCACCAACAAAGCCCUGCAGCACAUGACUGACUUCGCUGUCCAGUUCAACAAGAACAGUUUUGGGAUGAUUCCUACCAGUCCGCUGCCCAUUCACACUCCACUGAUGCCCAGCCAGACCAUCGAGGUCUCUCUGCCCAUCAACACCAUCGGACCGGUCAUGAAGAUGGACCCGCUCAAUAAUCUGCAGGUGGCUGUGAAGAACAGCAUCGAUGUCUUCUACUUCAGCGUGCUCAUCCCUCUAAACAUUUUCUUUGUUGAGGAUGGAAAAAUGGAGCGACAGGUGUUCCUGGCUACCUGGAAAGACAUCCCCAAUGAGAACGAGCUCCAGUACCAGAUAAAGGAGUGCCAUCUUAAUGCAGACACAGUAUCAGGGAAGCUGCAGAAUAACAACAUCUUCACCAUCGCCAAGAGAAACGUAGAAGGCCAGGACAUGCUCUACCAGUCUCUGAAGCUCACCAACGGCAUCUGGAUCCUGGCCGAGCUCCGCAUUCAGCCCGGGAACCCCAACUACACGCUGUCUCUCAAGUGUCGGGCCCCGGAGGUUUCUCAGUACGUGUACCAGACCUACGACUCUGUGCUGAAGAGCUAAUUUGCUCCCACACCUGACGACUCUGCUUCGUAUUUACAGCAAACUGCAGUGUUUUAUCAUUUUCUGCCAUAUGCAUCUAGCUGCCAAAACAAGGGACUCUAAACAGUUAAUGGAAGUACAUCAUUCGGAUCAUUAGUUGUAUUUUUCCUCUGAGAAAUCAACCAGGCAAAUUUCCACACUGAAGUUAAACACUGUUUAUGUUUCUUUAUUUUGGCAGUUUGAAAAGCGUGAUGGAAUCAUCUUCUUCAGCUCCCCAUUUUCUAUUUUUACCUCCCAGUGAAAACACGUCUACCAUUCCAUCCUUAAUUGAGUUUCUUAAUGUUGUGACUGAUGGUUAACCAUCAUGAGUGGAAAUACUAGUCUCCCCAGAUUCUAUGAAGCCAAUUAUCUUUUAUUUUGCACGGCUCACAUUCCUUUUGAUUAUUUUAUAUUGCUUCGGUUGCACCUACAGAAUGAUACCAGUGUUGAUUUAUUCCCUUUGCCAUUAAUAUGUAUGAAGAGUGGAAACCAUCCAUGUGAUUGUCAGGUCUCACUAAAACUUCUGCAGACACUACGCAGCAUACUCCUUUUCUCAUUCGUAGCAUUGGUUUUCGAUGUCUCACUCAUGCUGGUCUGAGAACCGGGGAUACGCAAGUAACCUAUAGGUUUUCCUUUCAUUGCACAGCUUCUUGUAUUUAAUGGGGUUACACAUAUAUAGAUGUGCCGAUAGAAACUAGUUUUUCCUCCAAAAGUUUGAAACAUUGUAAUUGAAAAACUUCAAAAUGCAUUCCAAAGUUGGAAAGGGAAAAUGCAGACCAGAGAUAAGAGCUCCAGUAACUCUAAAGGAACCAUAUCCAGGUAUUUCUCCGCUUCUUCCCAUCGAAUAAUUAUCGCUUCUCAAGCUUUCCUUUCCUGCCAUUUGUGGUUAAUCUGGCAGAGUGAAAUAUAUUGAUCCUGCAGGUGAUGAAACACAGAAGCGGCAUCGUUCCUAGGUCUUUAUUGCAAUCGCUUCUCCAUGAGCCUUCAGCACAUGCUGUCUGUAUUAACACUCCCUUUUCACCUCAGCUGCACAUAAAUCUUUUUUAAGCUUUUUUUUCUUUUUCUUUUUUAUAUGUUUUAAUGGUUCAUUUCAAGUCAUAUAACGCAGGUGAUUGAUGCAACGGAUACCCCUAAAUGCAUACAAAUGUGAAGUGUCUUGUGAAUCAGCUAAAUUCUGCGAUGUAGUGAGGAACACCAUCCCUGUUCUGACUGGAAGUAACUCACUGUACAUUUGUUUAAAUAACCAGGUUGCUGUUAGUUUUAACUUGAAGAUCUUCCCCAUUUGAACCACUCCACAAACCACAGCAGCUACUGAUUAACACACCGGUGCCACUCUGUUUUAAAAAGUCCACUUUAUUUGACAUAACUCCUUUCGUUAUAGCCCCGUUAACUGCAACCACAUAGUUGUACACGGCUUAAUGCACCUAUAUUGUCAUUCCUAUUUAUUGUGCAUCUACCUCCUGCGUGUUUUCCUUUUUAACCGGCUUUAUUGUUGCAGUACCUUCAAUUCUGUAAUGUGCUUUAAAUGUUUUCAUCUCAUCUUUUGAUACCAGUGUUUUCUUUUGUAUUCUUCAUGCCAUUGUUGUCGAGCAAUUUUUAAACCUGUGGCAACACAGCCGCACUAAUAUCACAGGACCAAGCAUUCACGCAAAUGAAUUGCCAAGUCUGUGUUUUAAUACCCAAGUGUCAAUGUAACCUUCUGAUGUUGGCUUUGUGUGUGCUAGAGAGGGUGCGUACUGUACGCCCUGAGGCCCAGAGUUGCGCUAGUACAGUGUAGUCCAGUGAUGGUGUAGUUUAUGUAGCUAAUAAAUGAAAAAUGUUUUGGUAUUACCCUGAAAAGGAAAUCAAGCCUUCCCUCUAUUGAGCAGAACAUUUUCAGUGUAAUAAAUGUGUUGGUGAACCUAUUUUCUUACAUGGUAACAUGUUUAUGUGCCUGCAUGAGCCCACUGUCCUUUUUAUCCCUUUUCCUUUAGGAUGUGGCUUUGCUCCAUUUAAAAUCUCCAGACUUCAUGUCUCAGUUGUAGAUCUCAUUGUCUUCAGCACUCCCACUUUAAGAAGUAUAUCCAAAACGUUUGCCAGCAAUAGAGACUGUAUGGUGAGAGCUGUAAUGGCAUCUUAUAUAAAUGGAAAAUGUCUAGAAUUAUUGCUGUAACCCUGUUGUAAAUGGUGUUUUUGUCACACUACCACAUCUUCUGUCAUUAAAAUGUCAAAACACA
This is a messenger RNA of Eleginops maclovinus (Patagonian blennie), 5380 nucleotides long. RefSeq names its product AP-2 complex subunit beta. Gene Ontology annotation, molecular function: clathrin binding. Bases 261 to 3146 code for a protein of 961 amino acids. Gene Ontology annotation, biological process: intracellular protein transport; vesicle-mediated transport. The transcript has 22 exons. Gene Ontology annotation, cellular component: membrane coat; clathrin adaptor complex. The record is from RefSeq and is a predicted model, not a curated record. NCBI's taxonomy places the organism in Eukaryota, Metazoa, Chordata, Actinopteri, Perciformes, Eleginopidae.